AACAGGGGGGAGAGGAGGGAGCGAGGCAGUGGUCCCUCCUAAAGGAAAAGGGGGUGACACACGAGAGUUUGGAAGGUAUAAUGAUUGCCAUCCUGCAGCAAUUUCCCUGUGUCAUGGCUCCGGUAUCCUAGCAACUGCAACGAGUCGGGCCGGCAGCAGCAACAGCAGCCGCUUUCACACUGAGCCAUUCAGGAGCAAGAGUCGCAGCAGCCUGGAAGCAGCAGCAGCAGCAGCUCCGCGGGGCAGGAGACGCCGUCCGCGUCGAGCGGCGGCCGCAACCGCAACCCCUCACAAAAGCCUCGGGGAAGGCGGAGGGAGAGGGGAGGAGCGGAGGGGCGACCCCGAAAUCCGGAGCGCCAGGCAGGAUGCGGGCUGGAGCGGCGGGCGACGCACUUUGCAGAAACUCCAUCUGCUCGCCGCGCCCGGCGGCCCCGGAUGCGGCGAGCCUGAGGCGAGGGAGAGCCUCGCUGCUCUGACGGGGAUGGCUCCGAGUCGACGGGGGGCGGGCUGGAGGGGCCGCGGGGUCUUCGGCGCCCACCUGCCCGGCUGCAAAGUUUCUCCCGGAUUUCUCUCUGGGUUCCGAGGAACUUGCCUGCAGUUCUGACCUCACCCCCCACCCCCCGAUUUUCCCCGGAGCCGAUGCUGCUGUAGGGAACCUUCUCCUGGAUAGCCAGCCAUGAUCGCCACUGGAGGCCUCUUGAGGAUCUCAGCCAGAAAACAGGAUCCCUUACGGCCUCAGGGCCAAGUCUCCAAACACAAGCGCAAAGCAAAAAAAAAACUCAAGAAUGAUGUGGUAGUGGUGAAGGGCAAGCUCAAAAUCUGCUCCCUCUCUGGCCUCAUUGCUGUCUGUGGCAUUCUAGUGCUGCUUGUGGGGAUUGCCUUGGCUGUGGUUGGCUACUGGCCCAAACCCCUUUAUAGGACAGGGGGCCUUGGCCGCAGCCCAUUAUUGAAAUCAUAUGGUAAUGUCCCUGAAAGCCACACCAAGAACUACACACAAGAAACCAGAGAAUCUUACCUAGAAGUCACCAAUUCUUCUUUCUCUGGCAACCAGAAAGCACUUUCUCCUCUGCCUGCCCCGUCAUCACCCUCCAGCUCAAAAAAUUUGCUUUUCCAUUUUUUCUCUAGAUAUUUGCAUUCAGACAAGCUCAAAGUGCUUGGGCCCCUCAUCAUGGGUAUUGGCAUCUUCCUCUUCAUUUGUGCCAAUGCAGUGCUGCAUGAGAAUCGUGACAAGAAGACUAAGGUUAUCAAUCUGAGGGACCUGUACUCCACUGUCAUAGAUGCACACAGCCUUCGGCCAAAGGAUGGGGCUCCCUCUGCUGUGGCCUCGGUCCCAAUAAAUGGCUUUGUUAACUGUGUGCAGUCUCGUGGGCUGGACUUGAAACCUGGCAGCAGCUCGGGAGGAGAAACCUUAGGAGCCACUGCCACGCUUACCAAGAAUACCUGGCACCCAUCUGUGAGUGCACCCCUCUCCCCUCCUGACUUGGCUUCCUCACCUCGCUGCUUCCCCACUUCUAGACAAGAGCAAAUACCCAGCUUGGCUGACGCCGUUUAUAGCAUCUAUAAAGAAAGAGCUGCCUUGGCCCAAAGUGUCCGUAACCCAUCUUGUACCCCCACAGAUAGUUGGGACCAACACAGCACUGCCAGUUCCAUCGUGGGCUCCUCACUGAGCACCUUCACAUUGCUACCACUGGCUCAGGGGGAAACGGCUGAUAGAGACUAUGGUGACUGGCAGAGGCUGCUGGGUGAACGGGAUGGCCAAGAAAUUCCUCGGGGAGAAUUUGAACUUAGUCUAAAAGAUCUCAGGAGCAGCUACCUAGACACAGCACAGGAAUUGACAGUGUUGCCCAGGAUGAACAAGCGUAAAGUAGUGCUUCGACGCCAGAGCACAAGCUGCCUCCCUGAUUCCAGGAGAUCCCUGUUCCCUGAGCCCUCUCAGACACUGGGUAGUAGCACUGACCUUGAUUCCAGUCUUUUAGCUAAAGCUUCAUCUUCCAGCUACUCCAGAUCCCUCGAUUUGGGGGAUUCUCAUCUGCCUACACCAUCUGUGGAUCAGAAAGGUUCCCAGAGCACUCAGUGUGAUCAGUACCGAAGCAAUAAGGGCUACACUCCACUGGAGGAGUCGGGCACCUCCUUGGAGUCUGUUGCCAAUACCCCUGCCCAUAAAGCACCUGAAGACUGUGAAGUUAGCUCCAGUGAGGAAAUUGGCUCCUCACAGAGCACCAGCAAGGAACAAACAGAGCAGCAGCCUUUGAAAAUUCAGAGGCAGUAUACAAAUAAAGAGAAACUUUUCAUGAUCUCAAGAUCAGAUGCCAUUGUUGGCCUGGAAGAUGCAGAUCUGGAAAACAUUGGCAUUUAAAGGUUCAAAUAAGUUGGAGACAAACAUCUAAACAACUUGUAAUCCUUCUGCCCCUUGUGGAUCUGGGAAACGGGCCAACAUCCAAAGAGCCGAAGUAGGUUAUCCUUGAAUUGCAUUGGUCAAUUCUUACAAAAGUCUUCAGGAGUAGCACCUACCAGGUGUUUGCAUUGUAAGCCUCUUUUCUUUUCAAGCCAAAUUGUAGUCCACAAUGACUGUUCAGUAAAUUCAAUGAAAUAACAGGAAUAGAAUGUUUGACAAUAAUUGUGCACUUUACUGAUUUUUUAAAACUCUAUUUGCCCAUUUUCUUUCUAUCUGUUUUUGCUAUGGCAUACCUGCGCACCCUGUCCCCAUCUUUAGAUAAAGGUGGUUUUCAAGCCAGCAAAAUGCAUCUCUCUCUUGAUGUUUUGUUAGUACGGAACACUGUUUUCAAAGGAUUAGCAGCUGAAUACUAGGGAAAAGAUGGCAGCAUCAUCAUGAAACCUGCUAUCCAAAUGACUGUCAGUCAUAUUUAAUAGCUUAAUUUGAUCAACCAUUGCCAACAGAUCAAUGUUGUACUGCGCUGUGAGUCAACCAAUAUCAAUCAGCAGAACAAGAUGAUUCAGUGCCAUUAUACCCCUAUCAGCCUGCAGAUUCUUCAUAACGUUACUCCUUGUUGGAUAUGUGAGAAGAUCUACAGAACACAAGAAAAAAAAAUGGCCUCAUACAUUUAUCUUGUACUAAAAAACAAAUGGAGAUCCAGUUUGGUAUAGUAGUUGAAGCACCAGGCUGGAAACCAAGAGACUUUUGAGUCCUAGCUGUACCUUAACUGACCAGCUGGAUGAUCUUUGCUCACUCUCAGUCCAAGGAAGCAAGCAAUGGCAAGUCACUUCUGAAAAUCUUGCCAAGAAAACCGUAAGGAUUAGUCUAGUUGUCACGAUGAGACCACUACAGUCAACAUUGAUUUGAAGGCAUCAACAACAAAAAAGUAUAGGAUUUCGUACCACAUUACUCUCAUUCAUUUUCCAAACAACAUAGAGGGUAAAAUAAAUGAUUAACCCUAAUCCUUUUAAGUGUUUCCAGAAAAAAAGGAAAAAUUUAAAAUAUUUUUAAUUACACAAUUGCUUAUGUUAAUAAUGUAUUUGAUAAUUACGCCUUUAAAACCAUCAAAUGUAUGCAAGUAAUACCAAAUAAAAACAAGUCUUAGGCAAAAAAAAA
Messenger RNA from Thamnophis sirtalis, 3550 nucleotides. The record is from RefSeq and is a predicted model, not a curated record. Lineage: Eukaryota; Metazoa; Chordata; Lepidosauria; Squamata; Natricidae.